UUUCCGGAUUUAUCCCUCUAUUUUCACAGCCUCUCCAUAACCAGCAAAUCAAGGGUCAAUUAGUUUGGUGAUGGCGUAAUGGGCUUCUUAAGACUCAAGUUAUUGAAGCAUAGCUCACUUUUGUUACCUAAACAGCUACUUGUUCCAUCUCCGUCUCAUUCACAUUUUCAUCUAAGAUCAUCAGUUCCUCUUCACAGUUUCACUAACCGGAGAAAACUAGUUGUGAGAGCGCUUGCUACAACAGCAACGCCAGAAAUGGUCAAAGCUAUUAGGGUUCAUGAGCUCGGUGGACCUGAGGUUUUGAAAUGGGAGGAUGUGGAAAUAGGAGAGCCUGGCCAGGGUGAAAUACGUGUAAAAAACAAAGCUAUUGGGCUUAACUUCAUUGAUGUUUACUUCAGGAAAGGGGUUUAUAAGGCUUCCUCAAUGCCCUUUACUCCAGGUAUGGAGGCUGUUGGGGUGGUGAUAGCUGUGGGUCCUGGAGUCACAGGUAUGAACGUGGGAGAUAUUGUCGCCUACGCGGGCCAACCUAUGGGCUCAUAUGCUGAGGAGCAGAUCCUUCCUGCAAACAAGGUUGUACCUGUUCCUUCUUCAGUCGGUCCUGUUAUUGCAGCAUCUGUUAUGCUUAAGGGCAUGACUGCUCAGUUCCUACUUCGUCGUUGCUUCAAGGUUAAGCGUGGGCAUACCAUCCUUGUCCACGCGGCAGCUGGUGGAGUAGGGUCUCUGUUAUGCCAGUGGGCAAAUGCUCUUGGUGCCACUGUCAUUGGAACAGUCUCAUCCAAGGAGAAGGCCACACAAGCGAAGGAUGACGGAUGUCACCAUGUGAUAAACUACAAAGAAGAAGAUUUUGUUGCCUCUGUCAAUGAGAUCACAUCAGGCAGCGGGGUUGAUGUGGUGUACGAUUCUGUGGGAAGGGACACGUUUCAGGGAUCAUUGGCAUGCUUGAAGACUCGUGGGUAUAUGGUGAGCUUUGGUCAGUCAUCAGGUACUCCCGAUCCGGUUCCAUUGUCAGCACUUGCACUGAAAUCGCUGUUCUUGACAAGGCCUUCCCUCAUGCAAUAUACUGAAACUCGAGAUGAGUUGCUUGAAACAGCUGGAGAGGUAUUUGCCAACAUUACAUCUGGCGUCUUGCGAGUUCGGGUAAACCACACAUAUCCUCUGGCUCAGGCAGCACAAGCACAUGCGGACCUUGAGAAUAGAAGAACAUCUGGGUCAGUCGUGUUGAUUCCAUGAGGCUAAAUGGUUAAUUACCAGUUACACUGAGCUCUCCUUUGAGACAAGAAAACUGCUCUGGGUUAGUUUGCAUAUCAGACAUGUCGGGCUGAGUGAGAUAAUGACUUUUUUUAAUAUACUUUAUCCUAUUAUAUAAUAAAAAAUGAUUGAAAUGGUUACAAAGUAA
Molecule: messenger RNA, 1396 nt
Organism: Jatropha curcas
Lineage: Eukaryota; Viridiplantae; Streptophyta; Magnoliopsida; Malpighiales; Euphorbiaceae
Product: GroES-like zinc-binding alcohol dehydrogenase family protein
Cellular component (GO): cytosol
Molecular function (GO): NADPH binding; mRNA 3'-UTR AU-rich region binding; quinone reductase (NADPH) activity
Source: RefSeq, a predicted model, not a curated record